Penaeus chinensis is the source of this 405-nucleotide messenger RNA. Its product is annotated as heavy metal-associated isoprenylated plant protein 32-like. The record is from RefSeq and is a predicted model, not a curated record. The transcript is spliced from 3 exons. The coding region runs from base 1 to 405 and encodes 134 amino acids. NCBI's taxonomy places the organism in Eukaryota, Metazoa, Arthropoda, Malacostraca, Decapoda, Penaeidae.
AUGCUGGGUACGGGGCGUAAAGAUGAAGCCCAAAAUUUACGUCGUUUCCGCCAGCUGGCAGCCCGGCGCGUACUGCGGUUGGCCGGUAAUAACCAAAGGCCGGACGCUCCCCCCGCGACCGGCUCCCUACUCGUUUUAGCCGCGGGCACACGAGCCGAGGCAGAAGAAAAUGAUUUCCCUGACUUCGAGGACGACUUCGAGGACGACUUCGAGGACGACUUCGAGGACGACUUCGAGGACGACUUCGAGGACGACUUCGAGGACGACUUCGAGGACGACUUCGAGGACGACUUCGAGGACGACUUCGAGGACGACUUCGAGGAACGAUUUUCCUCCUCCAAACAACUCGCCCAAGGAACUGCCCUCGACCUAUUACCAUCCCUUACAAAGGUUGAUAAGGGAUAA